GUACCGCGUACCGCGUCGAGCUUUUCCAUCUGCUCCAAUCGUCGUCGUCGUCGUCGUUUCGUUUCGUUUCCUCUCGUGCACACGCGAACUCCAUAUAUCUGAUUUAAUUCUCGAUCGCGCGGCGGUCCGAGGAUCGAGGAAACGUCGCGCGAACGACGGUGUUCCUCUACUUUCUAAUUUCGCGAGUCGCUGUCCUCGAGGGGUGCUCGCACAAGGGAUUUGAAAACGAAGUCUCGUCCCGAGAUCGCGGAACGACGAUGGUGUCCAUGGAGAGUGGAGAUCGGCUGCGUUUGGUCUUGAAUUCGACGACGGGACACCGAUGAAGCAGGAGGAUCGUGCGACGAAGUGACGAAUCGGUUAAACGUCCGAGUCGGUUUCGGUGUAAACAGGAGGCACGAGAGCUUCGCGAGUUACGAUGCGCGUGAAAAGUUGACGACGCCAUGUGACGCGAAUAAAACCUCUGGGAUUCUGGUGCGACAGCAUAGUUGCACUGAUGCUGGAUUGUACGACGUGGUCGUCGCUCGAGUGGUUCCUUUGCCACUGGAUGACAGCCGGAUGUUUGCCAAGUGACAGUGCUAUCCUCGAGAGUUAAACUGGAAAAGGACCAGUCGUUUGUGAUCGAGUCACGGUGCUUCGGUGAGGAUUACUGCGAACGAUAGAAAAUCAGUAGUGAUGCCGUGAUGGGCUACAGCUCGGGAUCGUUCUUUCUGGCUACGCUCCUUGUGGGUGGAUUACUCUACGUCGUCUUGUUUUGCGAAACGUCCCACGCAACCAGACUGCGACAACGGUCUGGCCCCACUGACACACCGAGGAGCGGUGGGUCGGUGAACGAGGCUGGUGUUUUCACCCUUCGUGGCAGACAGGAGGGAGGGCGGCGUGCUAGAAGAACCACGACGAGCACCACCAGUACAACGGCGUCCAGCUCGACGUUGAUUUCUCUGUCGGACGAGGUGGCACAGCCCGCGGCCCUUUUAGCCCCCGAAGAGGACUUAUGGUCUACCAGUUCUUCCGCUACGACCGAUGUUCCAGUCUCCUUAGAUACAGCUGCCGCUCCGUCAAAGCCACCCUUGGAACUGGUGGUGAAACCUCACAGCAAGGUCAUAUUGCCAUGCGAGCUAGAGAAUUACUCGAGGCUGCUAUUGCCCGGGGUCAGGAGCUACAGAAUACGACCAGCGAGAUGGCUGCACGAGGGAAGUCCGGUAGAUAUGAUUACAAUCAACACGAGAACGGAAAUGAGUGGAACUGGACAUAGAUAUAUCGGUGACUCUAUCACGGAGGCGUUGCAUAUAGACAACGUUAGAUUAGAAGACGACGGUAUAUGGGGUUGCACGCUGGAGGACGAUCAGGGGAAGAUACUUUCCGGCAGACCUGUGAAGCUCGUCGUCCUCGAGGCACCCCGUGGGACGUACCUGCUGAUAGAUGGUCGUCGGUUGGACCCGGGCAACCAGUUCGUCCCUGUAAAGGAGGGUUCCGAAUUGACGUUAGAGUGUGCCGCUGAGGGUGGAAAUCCACCGCCCGAUUUAGCAUGGGGGAUGACUCUGUCUCAGGCCACUUUAGACGGACCAGAGCAACCGCCGGACAAUCUGACCGUGUUGCCCUCCACGUCCGGCAGACGCAGCGGAGCUCACCUUAAGGUCCUGAGGGGACACCAUAACGCAACCAUCGCCUGCGUCGCCCGUCACGUCACCCUCACCAUACCUAUGAACGCGAGUAUUCUGCUCGACGUCCAAUAUACUCCGUCGUUCGCGAUAACGCGUUUACCUGGUUUUGGAAUUCCGAUCGUCGAGGGGAUGUCCGUCAGCCUGAAAUGCGAAGUGGACAGCAAUCCGGCUAGCACACCGAUUUGGCAACGUGACAAUGGACCACCCGUCGAGCAGAGCGACGACGGAUGGCUGAACUUCACAAAAAUCAGCCGCGCCGAGAGCGGCUGGUACAAAUGUUACACCAGGCACAUGCUCGGCAUAUUCACCAGUAUCGGUUAUUUCCUAAACGUACGCUAUGAUCCAGACAUGGAAACGGAAGCGGAAGCGUUGAACGGUGAGGCCACCGAUUCCCGAAAGAUGGAAGUUCAGAUCGGGGGCGCGGUGACUCUGGAGUGCGACGGUGGUUGUUGGGGACAUGGUCCUGGAAUGGAUCCAGUCGGUGGUCCCGGUCCAUUGGCUCUCAGUCGAGUCGUUUACCAGGAAGCUGGCGAAUAUCGCUGCGUCGCACCUGACAGAAAAAUGCAAGACACCUGGCGUGCCCAACUACCCUAUCACAUCAAGGUCACUGGUCGACCCAUGGUUCAUCCACCUAGUCAAACAGUCACGGCCAAAGAGGGCGAAUCGCUCAACAUCGUCGUCGAAUUUUGCGCAGAGCCGAGAUACACCAAGGUGCUUUGGAUGUCCGAGGAAAGCGUUUACGUACCUGGUACAGAGGCCAGGGAUGGUGUUCAAGCGCUCGCUAUCGAGGACGGUGGCACGGAGUCCUGUUACAGAACGGUGCUGAGCUUCGACACGAUUCAAUGGUCUCACGCCGGCGAAUGGUUUGUGCUGGUUCGCUCGUCGGAAGGGAUCUCGGACGCUUCCGUUUUGUUGAACGUGACGCGCGCCUCCGAGUACAGUCACGCUCACUUCCGGUCAGCGAGUCUCACUUACCUUUCGAUGUGUCUGGCCCUGGUCAUUCUGCAGGAGCAUCGCCGCUGAGACAUCGCUGGGAGUACGUCGAUACCGUUUGCUCGCGAAGAGUCAAGGGAGUGGCCUCUGAACUCGAACAAAAAAUUGUACAUCAGCUUCCCUGAUUAGACGAUAAGAAUAAGGGGGAAGGAAGUCAAAGUUCCGUCAGUAUUUCCGCCAUCUUCGACGAUUGUAAAUAGAAAAUAUAUAAAUUACAAAGGAGAGAAUGAGCGAGCAAGAUGAAUGGGAUACAUCGUUUCAGAUAAGAAUACGGAGCAACGUUUUGUAUUAGCGUGUUCUAGACUCAAGGCGAGACUCGAUGACGAUGCAACGAGAAAACCCUGUUUAUUAUGUAUCGAAAGGGUGAACACGCUUAAACGAGAAAGCCUUUUAUCGACGCUGUCGUUGUCGAUGAACGAUGCAGAGCUUCCGGCGACGACGAUAAUCCGGCCUCGACGUUCCUUAAUCAUGGAUCUCGUUGCUACAUUCGUUCUUUUUCUUUUUCCAUAUUUUUUUAUUCUUUUCGUAUUCUCUUUUUUCUCUCUCUUGUCUUCUUUUUCUCCGCGUUCUUGUCGUAGGGUUUUCUAGAUGAUAAACGACGGUUGGGAUUGACAAAUCGAAUCGACGUAACUUCGACCGUACAUUAUAGAUUUAUUUUCCUUUUUUUUUCUUCUUCUUUUCUCCUUUCUUCUUUAUUAGAGAGAAAAAAAAAAGAAGGGAAAGAAGGAAAAAAAUUUCCAUUCCGAAGUGGAAUUAAGAAGCACAGUCCACAGUUUCGUACGUGCGUUCGAUACCUCGAAGUCUGCGAUUCGAAUCUACGACCGCGACGUAGCCAAUGUGUUUCUCUGGCCUUAAACGGAGAAACGGCGCGGCCAAAGUAAUUCGAAAGAGGAUACGGUUAUCGCGUAGGGGAAAACUUUGUAAACUAAAUUGUCGCGAGAUUUCGACCACGAGAAUCGUAACCCGCGGCGAUUUUCUCGAUUAAGCUUAAUAAAAUGGAAUAUUCGACGAGAUUAUGCGUUACGGAGGGCACGUGUAAAUAUUUGUAUAGUUUAUUUGUAAAGAAAGCGGAUGGCAUGCGAGAAUGAGAGAGGACGAAAGAAAAAGAUAAACGAUAAAAGAGUGCAAUGAAGGCAGAGGUGUACACGCGUUGAACAAGAGACCAAUUUUUACAUUCGGGUUCGCAGAACGUCGACGGCUGAACGUGGUCGAAGUAUAGAAAAUGAUUACUGUUCGUUCAAAUGUAAUUGUUAGGGCGUAACACGAACCAAAGAAAACAACUCGGCGAAAGUCGAGUCGAAGAAGCAAGAAAAUGAUGAGAUUAAUUACGUGUAUGGAUAAGAAAACGAAGUAACGAAUUGAAUUAAACGCAAGAAACGAAACAAGAAAUAUUCCGUAAAAAAAAAAAAAGAAAAUAGGAACAUUAAGGAAAAAGAUACAUUGUUGUAUAUUAUUUUAGGUAAGUAGCAUUAAAAGAAAUAAAAAAAAAAAAAUAGCGUGUAUAUAGUGAUUGUAAAUGCAUAGGCUAUCGUACACCGAGGGCUAUGCAUGACGAAUUAUACAGUGACGCUGUUAGAGAUAUAUUUAUUAUUCGUUGAUAUAUUUUUAUAAAGUUUUAUUUAGCCAUAAGUUCUCGUUCGCCUUCCCCCUGGAUGUCGUGUACCGAUCGAUGGUUAGUUUUCAAUCGAGAGUGGCCGUGAAAAAAGUGUGACGAUAAUGACGACGACGAUGAUGACGAUUUCAAUUCAAACACAGAAUCAUAACGUUGAAUAAAUCAAACGAAACUCCUCCUUAUUCCCUAGGAUCAACGUCCUAGAUUAUACGUUUUUCGAUGGUUGUACGGUGAUUGUACUGCGGUAGUAAAGAAAAAGCAAACGAAACGAAAAAUGAAAAACACGCAAAUUAACACGAACGUAUGUAACAUCGUUGUCUUUCGCGAUUAUUCGUUUUUUAUCUCUCCGCGAUUGCUAGAUAAGAAGUGAACGUAGCGUCUCGUUUCGAUCGUUCCAGUUCCUCUGAAAGAAGAAGAAGAAGAAAAAAAAAAGAAGAAAAGAAAAAGAAGAACGGAAGAAAAGUGGUUCCUAAUUUUUGUCAACGCGUGCCGGCUGCGAUGCGUUUAUAGCUUCAUUCAUCCGUUCACGCCUAAUCCGCACGGAAGUCGGCAUUUUCAUUUCUCGACGAUUUUUACCCGAACGAACGAAAAACGUCUCCCCGUAGUUCUUCUUUCUUUUCAUUUUUAUCGAAUUGCUUAGGUGUUAUAAAUAAGCAACGUGAUGUAAUCGUUGUACCCCAUGACGCCUAAAAGUCCAAUAAAUGAUAUUUACAAUA
Molecule: messenger RNA, 4982 nt
Organism: Bombus impatiens (common eastern bumble bee)
Lineage: Eukaryota; Metazoa; Arthropoda; Insecta; Hymenoptera; Apidae
Gene: tei
Product: B-cell receptor CD22
Exons: 11
Coding region: 681-2684 (667 amino acids)
Biological process (GO): cell-cell adhesion
Cellular component (GO): cell-cell junction
Molecular function (GO): cell adhesion molecule binding
Source: RefSeq, a predicted model, not a curated record